Messenger RNA from Paecilomyces variotii, 2029 nucleotides. RefSeq lists its product as hypothetical. The record is from RefSeq and is a predicted model, not a curated record. The transcript is spliced from 3 exons. Bases 129 to 1934 code for a protein of 601 amino acids. NCBI's taxonomy places the organism in Eukaryota, Fungi, Ascomycota, Eurotiomycetes, Eurotiales, Thermoascaceae.
GCCACGCAUCUCUAAAAGCUUUCCCCGCGCCGUUCUCUAUCUUCGUCAUCGCUCAACACUGCGCACAGCAACCGAUGGAGGUACACUUGACUCUGGCGCAAUCGGCUGAUUGAUGGAUUGGAUUCGGGAUGCCUUCUGGCGGUGAUAAUAAAGAUCCCGAUCGUGGAUACAACUUUGUGAGCGUCGACCCGUCGGCGCCCGGAGAGAAGGCCGAUAGCAGGUCAUUGAUUCGCGCCAAUGCAGGCCGGUAUAUCUGGGAACAGCGUCGUCAGACAACAACUUCCAGCAAAGCUCGCUCGAAGAAGGGCAAUGUCGACCGUUCUUCCAAGCAGCAGGGAAACUCGUCACGUUCGCUCCCAACCCGGCUCCCAAACCGGCACCGGGAAGCAGCAGUUGCGUGCAGUGUUGGAAAUGGACAGACGGUGUUGACACCACCACCUGACGAUGAUGAUCCUCACCCGGUGGACAUGAUCUUCGAUGAAUCGUCCAUGACGCUAUUGAAGAAGGAGCCUGACGAAGAAGAGGAACAAAGAACCAACCUUAUGGCUAUCGAUAAUGUUCAUCAGGACUCCCAUGCGUUGGCUCUAGACGCUGGAGUGUCGAGCCUGUUUGCUUCAUAUCCAUCAGACCUCGAUGAGCGAGCGGCCCGCAGGCUUAUACAUUAUGCUGCGGAGCAACUCUUGCCUAGCCUCAUCCCUAUACUUCCUGAUGGAGGAGGCAAAGACAGAAAGUCGGAAUUCUGGCUGCCUCUGGCCGUCAAUCAUCCUGCGCUGUUCAGCUCUAUUAUGUACGGUACGGCAACUCACGAGAAAGGCCGCAAGCGCCUGGAGCGUCCGAAUUCACCUGCCCUGGAGAAGAAAGAACGACUUCAGAUUAUGAUUGUCGAAGACGAGGCGAUACGACGUCUGAAUGCCAUUAUCAGUGACCCGUCCCAGGCACUGACUGACGAGAUUAUCCUGGCCAUCAUGACUGUCGCCUUCAGCAGAUACGAGAACACCACGAUUCCUCCCACGUGGCGAGCCCAUUUAUCGCCACUCAGGAGACUGCAAUGGCUCGAUGUAUAUUGCUCCUUGGAUCUAGAUCAGGUCCACAUCCUUGGUCUCCUGCAAGUGAUACAUCUGAAAGGCGGCCUACACAAAAUAAAAAUGGAAGGAUUGGCAGAGACACUUUCCUUUGCCGGGGCAAUGCUAGCAACGAGGAGCCUCUCGAAGCCAGUGCUCCCUUAUGUAGCGUUGGCUAAGACUAACAAAGGAUCAAUCCAACCAGAUUGGCCACUGAACGUACUUGCCCAAAUUUCGGCAUACGGUCCUGCUCGCGAUUUUAAACAGUACGUCCGGACAGGUCUAACCGGGGAAUUGGCAGAGAUUCUCCAGGAUAUACACACGUAUUCAAUUGUCAUCGACCUCUUCGACAAGGGGAAAUUGCACUAUCCCGGUGAUCACAUCAUGGCUGACCGCCGCAACUACAUCCAACACCGUCUUAUGUCGCUGCCAUCCCUUGCCGAAUGCGCGCAUAACGCCCUCUUUGUCGAGACGCACCGGGUCUACGAGCCAUGUCGGCUUGCCACCAUGAUUUACAGCUUGCUAACUGUAUUCCCCGUCCCGCCUGUGAAUGCUCCUCUAGCCCAGCUUGGACGGCUGGUACGCAUCGCACUCACUGAAUCCGACCCCCAAAAAAGCUGGCACGCAGCUCCGGACCUCCUGCGCUGGGCUUUUGUGCUGGGAGCCAUCGCAAGCGGCGUCGAGAGCACAACCGCCGACGAUCGCGAAGUUAGAGCGUGGUAUAUUCGGUCUCUUCGCCGUCUGGCCCCGGUCUUCCAGAUCCGCAGCUGGAAUGACCUGAAGAGGAGCAUGAAGAAGGUUCUAUGGCUAGACUGUCUAUGUGACCCAUAUGGCAAAGAGCUCUGGAACGAGAUCGUUUCCAGCACAAUCUGAGCCGUGGGCGGUGCCGGAAUCAUAAAUCAACCACCCUCUCUCCCUAUCUUGAAACAUACUGCGAAGAACGUCCGAAAAAAGAUAUUUGGUUAAUU